Messenger RNA from Parnassius mnemosyne (clouded apollo), 2400 nucleotides. The record is from the annotation of a GenBank genome assembly. Lineage: Eukaryota; Metazoa; Arthropoda; Insecta; Lepidoptera; Papilionidae.
AUGGGAAUAAGUCAAAAAAGUCACAGCAAACAAUCGGACAAGGAAACACAAUCGCCUAUACUAAAAGUUUUCAAAGACAUCAUGCAAAGAGAGAAUAACGACACUGAAAAGGCAAAUUUAAUAAAGAAAGAGAAACAAGAUAAAAGAAAGAGGAAGACCUAUUCUGGCUCGCAUCAGAAAUGUGAUAGGAGAUCCUGUGAAUCAAGCAGCACCGACAGGUACAAGCGUAGCCAAGAAACCAAGAUGGCGGUGCAAGAGCUUCAGCAACAAUUAUAUAAGGAUCAAUACCAAGAGACGCAGCGCACACCAUAUCAUAGCGAGAAGAAAGAUAGCUGGUGGUUUUGGAAAGAGCCACAAAAGAAGAAGAAGUCGGAUGAUACUUAUUCAUGUGUAUCAUGCGCAUUAAAAAAAAUUAUCAGCUCAGAAUACGUGUGUAUUGCGUGCCUCGUGCUGGUGUUCACGUUGUCCAUAGUGGCGGCAUUCUUCGUGGUGUUCAGAAACGCAACGACACCAGGAUGUAUUGCGGAGGAGACACAAAGCCAGAGUAGCGAGACUGCGAAGAAGAGCGACUUAAUGAAAGCGAGGAGACAGUUUCGAAGCGAAGGCGCUAACUUUAACGGAAAACUCUGGGACGACACGGUCACCAAUCCUUGGAGAAGUCUACCAGGGUUAUCGGUAGGAGCAGACUUUGGCGACUCAAAUUUACGAGAUUCGAACUAUCCUGAUGAAUCCGGAAGUAGACUCUCUGGAACAUUGUCCCAUAUUCUAGAUCCAGAAAAAAUGACCGAUAGUCAAACGAGCGAAAAACUACGUGACUUCUAUAAUAGACUCAUUCAAACAGAUGCUCGCAUCAAAAAAUUAAAAAAAGAAACGGAAGAAUCAAAUGUUUACAGCUCUGCUGGUGACAUUAGUAUGAAACCUAUUUCAGACAAGUACAAACGGUCAUUGAUGUCGAUAAACAGUCCAUCCUAUAGUCCUCCGCAAAGACGAGAAUCUGGCUAUAGUGAUAUCAUAGAUUUAAGUAAAUUUAAUUUGUAUUACCCACCGUUUGCUGCCGUGAGGGAAUACAAUGAACCAAGCCGCACACCAACAAGAAUUAAAAGAGCAAAAGGAGAAAUAUAUGACGAUGAGCCUUCUGGAAUUGUCAUAGAAAAGAAAAAGGUCAUGGUUCAAUAUGGUCCACUUGACCGAAAACGAAAUUUUCCUAAAUGCUCGCAUACUCCAAAAGAGUCAAAAUCGCACGAAAAGCAACUAAAGCAUCCAUUCUACAAGAGUUCGCAGCGAUUGGAUGAACUUUUGGAUCAACUGCUGGAGAAAAACAUGGAUAAGAUCAUAGCAAACCCUUUUGAGUUAGACGUUUUAGUGAGUAAUAGAGACAAAUGCAAACAUCCUAAACAAGAGGAAACAAUUAAUACCAAAAAUAAACAAGAGGAAGCUAUUACUACCAAAAAUAAACAAGAGGAAGCUAUUACUACCAAAAAUAAACAGGAGGAAGCUAUUACUACCAAAAAUAAACCAAAGGAAGAAAUUACUACCAAAAAUAAACAAGAAGUGCAAAAAAAGGUUUCUGCUAGAGCAACCAAGACACCAGUCUUUGAAACUAAUACGAUGUCCGCAGAAUUUAAGAGAAUGAGCAUUGGUUCCGAUUCAAAGUCAGGUUUGAUUGACAAAGAACCACAGUAUAAAGAUGAAUAUAAAGAGGGCUAUGGAUAUUCAUUACUAUCAACAACCCCACUCUACGAUAUUGUCCUAAGUGUAUCAACAUUAAUAAAUUCUGAAAGCACCGAAAGCAUAAACGUUUUAACGGAUAACGCGGAGAUACAUCAAAGCAAGCGUAAACUUCUUCAGUUCAAUGAAGAAGAUGAUGACAAUCUUGGGUACGAGGACUUCAAAGAAGUCUUAUCUGAUUAUAUGGACACUCAUGACGAGACAGAUAAACAAGUUGAAAGAGACAGAAGAUCGGACAAAUUAGUAAUACCGAAUGAACAAAAGUCUAGUGAAAAAGAUAUACCAUCUAUUCAUAAUCCAAACUGGAAAGGUCCAAUGCCCUUAUACCCUGAUGAAUUAAAUUUAAUAAAACACGCCGUCGUGCAAAAUCCUAAGAAUGAAAUUUCUGAAGACGUAAAAGAAAUGUUAGCUCAAAAAGACAAACUCGAUAGUCAAAUUACUGAUAAGGAAUACAUAGAAGAUUAUUUUAACAAUAAAUAUGAUAAGUUAGCGCAAGCAUAUAGUGAUUAUGGGGUAUUAGCGGAGAAAAAGGAAUCUGUUACAAAUGAAAAGAAUUUAGCUACAGAGAGUAAAGUACUUGAUCACAAAAUGGUAGCAAUUCCAGGAAAAGAUGAAAUUAUCAAAAACUUAUCCUUUAAAGGAAAAAAUAACGCAAAAUUGCGUAGGUAUUAA